Pocillopora meandrina is the source of this 1223-nucleotide messenger RNA. The record is from the annotation of a GenBank genome assembly. NCBI's taxonomy places the organism in Eukaryota, Metazoa, Cnidaria, Anthozoa, Scleractinia, Pocilloporidae.
AUGGCUUUACAGGCUUUCACCGGUCGUUCACCGGCCCUGUUUGAUUCCUAUGCCGCGAUUGCAGCUCUUGAAGAGGUAGUUGACUUAGCACAGAAGUAUGCGGAUGAGCGAUACUCGCGUAAUCAGAUAAUCCUCAGAAAGUGUCGCCCCCUGGUGGCAGACGCAUCCUUACAGAAUAUCCUGAUCAAAUUAGUGGCCUCGAAGGAGGAAGCUGAGAUUGCUAAGGUAAUCGAGAAGGCGAGAAAGUCAAGCCGAGCAGGGGAAAGUUUUUCACCACCUGUUACAGCUGGGAGAACAAGGGGACCCUCAUAUGGAUACCGAAGAGGUCGUGAGUCCCGAAGAUGCUAGAACUGUGGCCAGCUGGGCCAUUUGCAGCGUGCGUGCCCAAAGGCUGAGGCAUCUAAAGGCCAGUAGAUUUCUUGUAUGAGUGACUUCCAUUUAUCUUCUGAAUUACUCAAAUCAUUUGUGCAAUUUUUUCAUAAGGGUCUAACGGAAUAAAACGUCUUGUUUGUUGUUCCCUUACCUUGUGGUGUGCUGCCCUUUUUUUUUGACGGCUUAGGUUCAAGAGAGUGACCCCACAAGUUGUAUGUCCACAGGGCAUAUCCUUGAACCCGCGAAGCGGGCUAACCGUGGUCAUCUUUCUUGGGCUUGGGUUGGUAUUUUUUUCCUUAGUCAGUGUUUUGAUUUUGUUUUUCAUAUCCAUUUUCUAGUUUGACUGCGAGGUAUUAAACGAAUUUAACCCCCGUGGAGUGCAGAAAUCUUCUGAGAUUAAGUGGGUUACUGUUGAUAGACACCCAAACCCAAGUAAGAUGAUCAGUGUUGGGAAAAUAUCCGCUGACGUUGCAAGGAUAGAAAUGGGGGAGGAGGGAAAUAUGAAUAAUCUGCUGUUCAGAGACCCUUCAAGCUUCAGGGCGGCUGAGAUCCACAAACACAUUCCAGUGUGGGAGCGCAUUUUGGAAAACAACCCGUUCAAGGAGCAAAUAUUACAGUGGUUGCAGUAUGGAGUGGAUGUCAAGGAAUUUAUCAAACCAUUCAAAGGAACGUUCAAGGGCAGCAAAUAUGAUUCGCGAUUUCCUCCCAGAAAACACUUAAAAAUCCACCAGUCGUGCAAACUGUUUACAGAGUUCAUCUCUAAAACAUUGGUGGAAAGAAUGAGGACGGGGGCAGUUCGUGUUUGGGGUAGAGUAGGAAUAGUAGAACCCCCCUUGGGUCAUCUUACCUAA